This is a messenger RNA of Ipomoea triloba (trilobed morning glory), 426 nucleotides long. Its product is annotated as protein trichome birefringence-like 19. Lineage: Eukaryota; Viridiplantae; Streptophyta; Magnoliopsida; Solanales; Convolvulaceae. Gene Ontology annotation, cellular component: Golgi apparatus. Gene Ontology annotation, molecular function: O-acetyltransferase activity. The record is from RefSeq and is a predicted model, not a curated record. The annotation marks the transcript as partial. The transcript has a single exon.
UGGGCUCUUAGGACGGCAUUUAGGGCGAUUAAUAGGUUGGAGGGUUUUAAGGGCGUGACGUUUUUGAGGUCUUUAGCCCCACAGCAUUUUGAAAAUGGGGCUUUUGAUCAGGGUGGAGAGUGUGUGAGGAAAGAGCCGUUUAAGAGGAAUGACACGAUUGUGGGGAAGUUUAAGAUGAUAGGUAUGUAUGAUAUUGAGAAGGAAGAAUUUGCAGUGGCAGUAAAGGAAGGGAGAAGGGAAUUUAGAUGGUUUGAUGUAACAGAGACAAUGUUGUUGAGAGCAGACGGGCAUCCUAAUGGGUAUGGUCAUUGGCCCAAUCCAAACGUGAGAAUGUAUAAUGACUGUAUGCAUUGGUGUUUGCCAGGGCCAAUUGAUACAUGGAAUGAUUUCUUGUGGGAGUUGCUCAAAAGGGAGACACAGGAUUAG